AUGCUCCGAAGGACGGAAACGCUCGCUAGUGUUGUAGUUGUGCAAGCUGCUGGUGGAGACCACAUUGAGUUUUUUUUCUGGCAAGAGAGUAUGGAUGCCAAUGCAUUCAAAAAAGCUUUUGCAGAUCUUGGUUACAAACUAGUCGAACCAUAUCAGAAUCCUAAGGAGAUAUUUGAUGGAUACAUCCAAGGCUAUUUGACAUUGGGGAUACUGUCAUUCGGGUCAGAGAUCGAGAUGGUCUAG
Molecule: messenger RNA, 243 nt
Organism: Arabis nemorensis
Lineage: Eukaryota; Viridiplantae; Streptophyta; Magnoliopsida; Brassicales; Brassicaceae
Source: the annotation of a GenBank genome assembly